UGCGAACGGAACGGUGAAUUUUGACGCGGACUGGCAGUCGAUGGUCGAUUCUCUCGUCACAAUAGGGGAAAAGUAGUGAUUUCCUGUGCGAUUUGCGAGUUUGCUCGGACCCUGACAGUGGUCGAGCUUCGACCUUGCUUGGAUUCGCGUUUGAAGAACGCGUCGCGUCCGAAGGUAGACCCCAGCAACAGGCAGAUAGUAGUGAGCUCGGUGUAUAAUUGCUCCCAUGUAAAAUGUCGUCCAGAUUUCGAUGAAACCCUGCGACCCAGCUUGCCAGUUUGAUCUCGUCCCGUUUGGAGUGAAAUACCUGGGACCAAAACUCGAGCAUUAUGGACAGGGCGCUGUCCCUGUCGCCCGAUAAUCAGCUGUCAGUGUUGGUGAAAUUUGGCCUGAUGUCUUGGAGCAACCAGACGUCGUCCGCCUGCCUCGACAACUGUUCCGGCCAUGGCGAGUGCCACAACGGAACAUGCGUCUGCGAGAUCCAGUAUGAGGGGGAGGUGUGUCGGACGCCCAACUUCAGUUACCACGCUGCGUUCGCCUCGAUCUUCUUCUUUCUGGCCCUGGUGUGCCUCAUCCAGCUGGUGAUGUGCAUUGCGGCCGAGUUCCAGAAAAUGAAGACCCCGUCCUUGUGGCGGGCCUGCCGAAUCACGACCCAGAAACUGCUCUACUUCCUUGUCUUCCUUGCCACAAUCAUUCGAGGCGCCUACUUCACUUCUCCUAAUACUGAAGACGAAAACGGCUGGCCAAGGACAAUGAUGAGUGCUUUUUAUCCCCUACUCCUCUCCGGAUCCUCUUUGAUUGUCUGCUUUUGGGCGGAGGUUUUCCAUCUGCAGGACGUUCGAUGUGAGAGACCACAGUUUCUGUCAAAAUCCUUCCUAGGAUUUGUCAUUUUCAACAUCAUCUCCUAUUUUUUCCUCAUCAUUGAACUUGUAACGACAACCAAGAUCGCUCCAACUGCCGAAGCAAGGAAUUUCUACGUCCAUGUUUUUAACGGAUGCUACGCUGUUCUGCUAUUUAUCGUUGUCGUCUUUUUCCUCAUCUACGGUGUUGAAGUCUACUUUAAGGUGCGAGGCGGAUUCAUCUGUGAGCACGAAGCCUCUGUGGCUAUGACUUUAGCCAACAACCGGUGGACAAACAGAGGAAGUGACAAGCAGAGCCCCAAAGUGAAGGCGUCCACCAGCAAGGAGGAGGAUGGGGCCUCGUCCAGCCGAUUGCUGAACAGGAACCAGGAGCAGAUGAACAGGAAAAUCAACACUUCUCAGCUGCACCAGUCUCGACUUGGCUUAGUUUCCCAGGCCAUCAUGCUUUUCAUAGUUGUUGGCUUUCUCUUCAGCGAAACACUCAGCGAGUUUUGGAAAUCAAAGGUUCCUCUUGUAAGUCGAAACUGGCAUGACAUUUUGUUCCACAUUGUGGAAAUUGGCGCAGUGUUGUGGUUCCCUUGUGUCCUGUGGAAUUGCAUUAGUCCCGAGCAACUAUGGAUUUUGAAUCCGAAAAAACUCCUUAUGAAAAUUGAGGCUGAUUUCAGCAGUUCAACUGCAGACAAGGACAAAUCACCAGAAACGGACAGUGAUGAGUCGGACAGAGAGGACAGUCCCGAUUGUUGGAUUUGCUAUGACCCGGACAGAAAAGACGCUGGUCCGUUGAUCAAGCCGUGUCAGUGCAGAGGAGAUGUCAGCAAUGUGCACCACAAUUGUCUAAGGCGGUGGCUGGUUGAGAGUGCGCUGGACGACCCUAAGGCGUCUGCCUCAGACAAACUUAAAUGCAAAGUUUGCGGAUCGGCAUAUCAGGUUGAGCAAAGCACCCAUCUGGACUGGCAACAAGGCUUCACUCUGCACCACUGGCUCCAGACCUCUGCCAUUGUCACAGCGAUGUGCAUCAGUGUUGCUGUGGCCUGGGUUCUGGUGCAGUUCUUCACCGAGCCCUUUAUUAGACUUCUAGCCAUUGGAGGCGCCCUUCUGGUCUGUUACAUAGGAAUAAGAUUUUUGGGACUGAACACGGCAACCGCAUAUGAACGUGCGAGGGUGUCAGCUUUGAGCAUUGUGGGCCAAACGCCGUCCCAGUCCCCGACGUCCAGCGUGAGCAGCAACCUGGCCGUCAACACAAUCAGCGAGACGAUCACAGUCAAUUUGCAGUCGGCCAGUUCUGCUCUGCUCAGCAGCAAACAGUAGAGAGACGGCGCGUGUGUGUCAAUUUGGAUUUUUGGUGUUCUUGACUUUGACGUAUGUUUCAAAACAGGAGGCAAAAUAUCACGUUAGAAAUAACUUUCUCCAAAGUUUCAAGGUUUAAAUGUUGAAAAGAGAGGAAAAAACCUUUGAUGUUGAUAUAAAUACGUGUGCAUCUUUCUGUUGUUCACUGGUGAUGAUAGGACUGAAUUAAAAGUAAGAAUUGCGGUGAAUCCUGGAUUGCGUUAAUUUGCGAAGGAAUUUAUUUAAAUAAGCAUUUCUUGUACAGAAUUUUAGAAGAAAGAAAAAACUGUGUAGGAAGUGUUAAUUUUAACUGAUGUGAUAGUCGAAUGUGUGAAUAUUUAAGGAAAAUCUAAAGCCAGGUAUAUUAGUAAAAAAUUAUGCGCAAAUGAUUCAAUUUUGAACUGAACUAUUAAUAUUCUUCAAUGUUAAUUUAACAGAUGUAGGCAAAGAAUAAAAAAAUAACUAUACUCAA
Molecule: messenger RNA, 2658 nt
Organism: Neocloeon triangulifer
Lineage: Eukaryota; Metazoa; Arthropoda; Insecta; Ephemeroptera; Baetidae
Exons: 13
Coding region: 330-2168 (612 amino acids)
Molecular function (GO): zinc ion binding
Source: RefSeq, a predicted model, not a curated record